Molecule: messenger RNA, 1152 nt
Organism: Penicillium canariense
Lineage: Eukaryota; Fungi; Ascomycota; Eurotiomycetes; Eurotiales; Aspergillaceae
Product: aldo/keto reductase
Exons: 5
Coding region: 1-1152 (383 amino acids)
Source: RefSeq, a predicted model, not a curated record
AUGUCUGGACCUCCUCCCGCCGCGCCCCCGCAAUCCCGCCUCGGCCAGUACCGUGUGCUUGCCCCCACCGCGGGCGUAAAAGUGAGCCCACUGUGUCUGGGUGCAAUGAGCUUUGGAGAAGGAUGGAAGGAGAGACUAGGCGAAUGUGACAAGGAGACCUCAUUCAAGAUCUUGGAUACAUUCUAUGAAAACGGGGGCAAUUUCAUCGACACUGCCAACAACUACCAAAACGGAGACUCCGAGUCCUGGCUGGGCGAAUGGAUGGAAAAGCGCGGUGUGCGCGACCAGAUCGUCUUGGCCACUAAGUAUACCUCCGGCUACCGGAUGCAUAACAAAUUGGAGAUCCAGGCAAACUUUGUGGGAAACAAUACGAAGAGCAUGAGGGUCUCUGUGAACGCGAGCUUGAAGAAGCUGCGGACGGAUUAUAUCGACCUGUUGUAUGUCCACUGGUGGGACUUCGCGACCUCCAUCGAAGAAGUGAUGACGUCGCUCAACCAGCUAGUCAUUGCAGGCAAGGUGCUGUACCUCGGCGUCAGUGAUACGCCUGCAUGGAUUGUCAGUCGAGCGAAUCAAUACGCCCGUGAUCAUGGUAUGCGCCCCUUUUCCGUCUAUCAAGGUCAGUGGAACGCCGCCAAGCGCGACUUUGAGCGCGAGAUCAUCCCCAUGUGCGCCGCCGAAGGCAUGGGCCUCUGCCCGUGGGGCGCCAUCGGUGGCGGUGCAUUCAAAACAACUGCCCACCGCGAAGAGCUGGCCAAGACUGGUAAUCCCGGCCGACAAGUCGAGCCGAGUGAAAUUGAUAUCGCGGUGUCCAAGGUGCUGGAGAGCGUCGCAGCACGCCACAACACGGCGAUCACGAGCAUAGCACUAGCAUACGUGAUGAGCAAGGCGCCACAUGUUGCGCCACUUGUGGGCGGCCGCAAGGUCGAGCACUUGCUGAGCAAUAUCGAGGCCCUGCAGCUGGAGUUGACUCAGGAAGAUAUUAAGGAGAUCGAAAGCGCUUAUGAAUUUGAUUAUGGGUUCCCGGCGACAUUUUUGUUCCGUGGGGAAAACAAGGAGGCGCAUCCAGGAAAUAUUGCUUUUAAGAAUGCAGUGGCCAGGUUUGAUUAUGUUGAUUUGGUGCGGCCUAUUAAGCCGAAGAGCAUUGAUGAGUGA